AACACUAGGGUUUCUAAUCAAUGGUUAGCAGGUUCUUUUUAGGUAUAGUUUUGGUUGUGUUUAGGGUUCUAUCAGCACACGUGCACAUAUAUAGUCCACAAGUUUCAUACUAAUGUUAUUAUUUUAAACAUUCUUAGUUGGAGCUUAUCAAGAGAAUUAAAGAUUAAAGACCAAAUGGGGGGACCAUUUGGACUAUAAUUGAGCUAGUUGUGUCUUUUCUUAAAGCUUUUUAGGGUUUAGAUUGCUUCCACAAACCCCCUAAGCAUCCAUGGUUACCUAAGAAAAGGAACCUAACUCAUGCCAACAAUGGAAAUUGCCUGCCAUUGUGUCCCUCAUUGACAAUGACCAGGUUGGCGUCAUGACUCGCCACGUAAUGUUGUCGAACCUUUGCCAUGGACAUGGUGCAUAUACAUAUAGACAUGCACAUACACAUGUGUGUAACGUCUAUAUAGCAGCGACGACGUGUCUGUGUUUGACAGGAUCAAGUUUCUCUUUAUAGAUCAAGAUGGUUGAUGAUAUAGGUACUAAUGCAGAUAGAGACUAUGAUCAUAAGUAUAAUUAUGCAGGUGGUAGCAGUGUUUCGGCUGAGGAUGGGAUCAUCAAGGAACAAGAUCGAUUGCUGCCGAUCGCCAAUGUUGGACGGAUCAUGAAGCAGAUCCUGCCACCUAAUGCAAAAAUCUCCAAGGAAGCAAAAGAAACCAUGCAAGAAUGUGUCUCGGAGUUCAUUAGCUUUGUGACUGGAGAAGCAUCUGACAAGUGUCACAAGGAGAAGCGCAAGACUGUCAAUGGGGACGACAUUUGUUGGGCUUUGGGAACUUUAGGGUUUGAUGACUAUGCUGAACCGCUUAAAAGGUAUUUGCAUAGAUAUAGGGAGUUAGAAGGUGAGAAAGCUAACCAGAGUAAGGCUAGUGAAGAAAAUGAUGAACCUUCAAAUUAUAGAGGUGAACCACCAAUGAAGCAUACAGUUUCACCUGCUCCACUGAAGUUCAAUGUGCUUGAGAGGAGUAAUAGCUCUCUUUCCAAGCGACUUUAGGGGCUUUAGGAGCUUUGAUGAAAUCAUCAUCAAGAUUAUAAUUUCUACUUGUAAAUUAUGAUCUUGAUGAUGAUGAUGUGAUGAUAUAUGUUGUUGGUGAUGAAAAUGGCCAUUCCCUUUUGGGGGUGGGAGGAGUAUUUGUCUGUUUUCCUUUGUACGGGUUUAGAAAUCUUGGGCUUGUUUUUGCUCGACUGUUUUUAGCUUAAGGAUCAUGUGAAAAUUGUGUCAAGCGCUAAUCCUUGUAUCUUCUGCUUCAAAUUAUGAGGUCUGUUCACUGUUGGAGGUAGUUUUACAGAAUAAUAUGAUGAUAUUUGUAUCUUGGUUUGC
This is a messenger RNA of Vitis vinifera (wine grape), 1360 nucleotides long. RefSeq names its product nuclear transcription factor Y subunit B-5. NCBI's taxonomy places the organism in Eukaryota, Viridiplantae, Streptophyta, Magnoliopsida, Vitales, Vitaceae. The transcript has a single exon. Gene Ontology annotation, biological process: regulation of transcription by RNA polymerase II. The record is from RefSeq and is a predicted model, not a curated record. Gene Ontology annotation, cellular component: CCAAT-binding factor complex; nucleus. Bases 506 to 1033 code for a protein of 175 amino acids. Gene Ontology annotation, molecular function: protein heterodimerization activity; RNA polymerase II cis-regulatory region sequence-specific DNA binding; DNA-binding transcription activator activity, RNA polymerase II-specific.